CUGAAGCUAUCGAUUCAUAGCCAUUUUUGGACGAGACAGGCAGUAGCGUGAGGCAGGAGCGAGUUGCGGCGAGGCCCCCGACGGAGAGUGUCUGGGUUCGGCUACCUGCGGGAGGGACGGCAUGACGCUACCGCAGCCAGUUUUGCAGGUUAUGAUCGCAUGUGAUGGAGGACGUGAAUCCCGUAAACGCCGAGGACUCCCUUAUAGAAGGCGUUAGUGACUCUGUCCUUGCUGUAGUCGUUUUAUGCGUUGCUUUUCUGGGUGGACUCGUGACACUUGUGUGCAGAACUGAGCAGAAUAUCCACCCAGAAAACCAGGAGCAUGUGCAAGCAGUCCGUCGGCAUCUUCAGUCAGACCAGGACACGCCCACAGAGCCUCGGCAGCCCUUCUACACAGACAUGUCAUGUCCCAUCUGCCUGCAGCAGGCCUUGCUGCCUGUGGAAACAAACUGCGGCCAUCUUUUCUGUGGUUCCUGCAUUAUUGCAUAUUGGCAGUAUGGAUCCUGGCUGGGUGCCAUUAAUUGUCCCAUCUGCAGACAAACGGUCACCCUGCUGUUCCACCUCUUCCGACAUGAUAGCCAGCCCGCUGAGGUUCCGGAGGGUCAGCCGGAUCCGGGCCGGAUCUUGGAGGACAUCAAUGACUACAACCGAAGAUUUUCAGGCCAGCCAAGAUCUCUAAUGGACCGCCUGCGCGAUGUGCCCACCUUGCUCCGGCACGCCUUCAGGGAGAUGUUCUCCGUGGGCGGGCUCUUCUGGAUGUUCCGUAUCCGCAUCCUGCUGUGCCUGAUGGGGGCGCUGACCUACCUGGUGUCCCCGCUGGACUUCGUCCCCGAGACCCUCUUCGGGCUGCUGGGCUUCAUGGAUGAUCUCUUCGUCAUCCUGCUGCUCUUCAUCUACAUCUCCAUCAUGUACCGUGAGGUGGUCACCCAGCGGCUGGCAGGCUGACAUGGAGACCUUUGAGACUGAGCCCGAAUCAGUGAUUCCUUCACAGCUGGAAUUUUUGUCGGUGGAACCUGCGUUGUAUCUGUGUGAGCAGUUUGAACCUCUGUAACUGUUUUUGCCAGAUCCUGGUGGCAUGAACCCCCCCCCCCCCCCCCCCCCCACCCUCCGUGUGUUUUUUGUUUACUGCUUCCUCCGGGACGCCGAUGGCUUUGAACCUGCUUCGCUUCACUUUUAUGUUAGAUUGUAAUUAAUUUAUUUCUAGAAUUCCGUCCACGUUAGCACAAGAAAAGAGCGUGGAGUUCAGGCUGCUCCAUCCUGCCAUCUGCCGGCUGAGGCAGAUGUUUUGAAGUACACUGGAAGCUGUGUGAAUUUGUACGAUGGGGAGAUGUCGUGCUCAGGGUUCCUGGCUGCUGGCAGUGUUUCUGCCGAUGUUGCCUUGACUGUUUUGACAGUAAUGACUCCCAGGGCAGUGCAAACAUCUCAUUUUUAUUUCGUUGUUUUGAAAUAAAGCCUAUUCCGAAUUGUA
Messenger RNA from Brienomyrus brachyistius, 1467 nucleotides. It is a transcript of the gene rnf170, whose product is annotated as ring finger protein 170. Gene Ontology annotation, molecular function: ubiquitin protein ligase activity. Bases 165 to 944 code for a protein of 259 amino acids. The record is from RefSeq and is a predicted model, not a curated record. The transcript has 7 exons. Lineage: Eukaryota; Metazoa; Chordata; Actinopteri; Osteoglossiformes; Mormyridae.